AAAAAGGAAACAGAGGUUGAAAACAACAAAACUACGACCACAACAAGUAGAAAAGGGUUUGUCCACAAAGCUAAACUCUCCUACAAAAAACUAAAAGCCUCCAUAGUCCAUAGUCUUUUUCAAAGUUCAACCUCUGUUAUUAACGCGUACACACUGAUAACCAGAAAACACCGAGAAGAUUUUCCUCCACGACCGCCUGCUCGACAUCCUUUUUUCUUUCUUUAAGAGGAACCACGCAGUGACGGGAAUAUGAGCGACGACGAAGACGAGUGGGUUGAGAACGCCAUGACCAACGACUCGUUGGUGGCACACUUGUUGCUACGGCUGAAGCUUCCGCGACGUCCGCCGCGGGUUCCAGACAGGCCACCUCUCAAUAUUGACUGGAUGGUACGCCAGCGGCGUUCGAAAUCGGUACCGACUCAAGAAGAAGACUGCAAUAACAAGACCGCGACGGAGAGGGCUAGUCCGACCACUCCACUCUCCUGGAGCGGCGCCACCUGCGCCAGUGGCGGCGCACCCGAUGGCUUCGAGGAGUCCAGCCGGCCCGCCAAAACGACGAACGGUUCGAGAUCUAAGGUAGCUGCUGGGGGUGAAACUACCAACACCAAGAGGCCAAGGAAGAAAAAGUCGAUAGCUGAACUUAGAGAGGAGGAAAGUUCUCUCAUGAAGGAAAGGAUAAAUUUGAAAAAUCAACUGGCAGCCAUGCGCCUCACUUUUGAGAAACAAAGAGCUGCAAACAAAAGCUUGAAGAAAAUAAAGGGUGAUUUGCAGUCGUCGCCCGAGACAAUAAAAGCUAUAACCACUAUGGCAUCCUCGGAAGCUGUCACUGACCGACCCCAGAAAAUGGAAGAAGAUUGUGGUGAGCCUGCUGCAAUUUCUCCAUCAGGUUUCGAUCACUCGCUGGCUCGUUGCAAGUUCCAUUGCUUUGUGGGACACGUGAAAUUGCCCAAAUACUCGAAGAACAGGAAAGAAAACUCUCAUAUGUGUCCAUGCGUGUCAAAGUCAGGCUUUUAGUUUGGAGUUGUCGUCGGUGCAUGAUAGAAUUAAAAUUUUCCAAUAUAUUAUGGCAUCACUUAAACUCAACAUGAAUUACUAGCAGAAUUUCUAACGUGGAUGAACUCAAAUACCUUAGCUUGAGCAACAGUCGACUUGGUGCUGUAAGGCUCAUCAAAUAGUUUAGGCCGGCAUGCAGGCUGCAACUGUAACAGAUUUUUUGAAGAAAACUGAAGCAAAAGGGGAAUUCAUAGGCCAGGCUUGCCCAAAGUUGUUUGAACAUACAUAAUUAAUCCACUAAGCUUAGUUCAUUCCUCAAGAUAUAUUUGUGAUACCCCAUAUAAUAAGGAUAAUGAUAGGUGGUAUAUAAAAUCCCACAUCACUUAGAAAAGAGAAGUUCCUAUCGCUUUAUAAGGUUCCAAUGAAGCUUCAAUUGUAUCAUUGACUAGUCUUUUUUAGAGUAUAGGUCACAUAGUUUGGAUCUUUCAUUGGAGCGUUAUAACAUUAUUCAAAGGAUUGAUAAUAUAUGUUCAUAUUACAAAUCUCACUUCCAACUAGACAACUGAUAUUAAUUUUCUAAUUUCAGUUAUCCUUAUCAAGUGCUGGCAAACAUCCAAGUAGAAUCUCAGCAGCAUGCUCCAAUUCCUGCUCUGAGAUGAUCAAUGGUGGCAGAAGCCUAAUAACAUUUCCUUUUCCCGCAGUUAGUAUUAGAAGGCCUGAGUUUCGAGAAGCAUCUACAAUCGGUGAAGCAGAUACAUCCAGUUCUAUCCCAAUGAUAAGACCUAGACCUCGUACAUCUCUCACAUGAGAGUUCCCUCCUAGCUUUUUAAUCAGCAGUUCUUUAAAAUGGUGACCUUUCUUUGA
Molecule: messenger RNA, 1857 nt
Organism: Carya illinoinensis
Lineage: Eukaryota; Viridiplantae; Streptophyta; Magnoliopsida; Fagales; Juglandaceae
Exons: 6
Coding region: 250-1014 (254 amino acids)
Source: RefSeq, a predicted model, not a curated record